AUGUUCAAUAAACGGGAAAGUGGCAAAUUCGACAAAGUUUCUCAUCUUGCCACAUUACCAGGGAUAGAAUUUUCAUCUCCUAAAGAUUUUCAUCUCUUCAAGUUUGUGGAACUUGUUUUUCAUCAGAUUAUUGAGGCACUAAAAAAUGAUAAAACUCAUAUGGUUGGCUUGUAUGGCAUGGGUGGAGCGGGUAAGACAACCUUAGCAAAAGCAGAGGGUAAGAAAGUCAAAGAAGCGGAAAUUUUUUAUGAGAUUGUGGUCAUUGUUGUAUCCCAAGCUCCAAACUUCAAAAAUAUUCAAGGUGACGUUGCAGACUCAUUAGGUAUGAAAUUGGAGGAGGAAGGCGAAGAAGGAAGAGCAAAGCGUUUGCAUUUGAGAUUUGUGGAGACUAAAAAGAAGAUCCUCAUAAUCUUAGAUGAUGUUUGGAAAAAAUUUGACUUGAAAUCUAAGAUAGGAAUUCCUUUUGGCGAUGAUCUCAAAGGUUGCAAAAUCCUUCUAACAACUCGCAGACAAAACGUAUGUAUUGGUAUGAGGUGUCAGGCAGGAAUUCUUCUGAAUGAACUAAAUGAAGAUGAAGGAUUGAUUUUACUUAAAAAGCAUGCAGGUAUACUUGAUGAUGAAUCCCAUCCAUUGAAUGAUCUAGCGGUCAAAGUUGCUAAAGAAUGCAAGGGAUUGCCAUUAGCAAUUGUAACUAUGGGGAGUGCUUUAAAAGAAAAGGGCAUUGAUGAAUGGACACUUGUGUUUGAGAAGUUAAAAAAGUCAAAACUUGUGGAUAUACGUAAGGACAUUGAUGUUGAUGAGGAUGUGUAUGCUAUUCUCAAGAUCAGCUAUGAUUAUUUGGAGGGUAAAAAAACCAAGUUAUGUUUUUUGUUGUGUUCGUUAUUUCUUGAAGAUUAUAAAAUUCCUUUGGAAGAAUUGGUUAGAUAUGGAAUGGGGCUAGGUUUUUUUCCAGAUGUAGACUCAAUUGAACAAGCGAGGAGUCAACUGCGAGUAAUGGUUAAUAAGCUCAAAGCUUCUUGGUUGUUAACAGAUGCUAGUGAAGAGGGAUUUGUAAAAAUGCAUGAUGUGGUUCGUGAUGUUGCCUUGGGAAUAGCAUCCAGAGGAGAUAAUGUAUUUCUUGUUAAAGCUGGCUUGGGAUUGACAGAGUGGCCAAAGGAGGGAAGGCACCUUGGACAAUAUACUGCAAUCUCCUUAAUGGACAACAAAAUAAGCAUGCUUCCUGAUCAAUUGGUGUGUCCAAAGCUCGAAACUUUGUCAUUGUCUCGUCAAAAGUAUUAUGAGCGACGCCGCAACAUUGAAGUUUCAAACCAUUUUUUUGAAGAGAUGAAAGUACUAAAAAAUGUAAGUCUAAGUUAUGUGAACCUGUCAUUAAAAUCACUUAAGUUCUUGACAGAUCUCAAAACUCUAGAGCUGAUUGUUUGCAAUUUGAGAGACAUCUCUUCCCUCGAACAUCUUGCCAGAUUUGAAAUUCUUAGUUUAAGAGGUUCACUGUUUGACGAAUUUCCAAAAGAACUUGGGGCACUCACUGAAUUAAGAUUGCUUGAUUUAAGUAACUGUCGUCACGUAAAGAGAAUUUCUUCCAAUGUGAUAAAGAGAUUUUCUCAGCUAGAAGAAUUAUAUGUGGGUCACUCCUUUGACAAAUGGGAAGAAGAAGAGACGAGUGUAGAAGGCAGCAAUGCUAGUCCUUCUGAGUUGAAUUCUCUAUCCAAUUUGAUUGUACUAUUUUUGAAAAUAAAUGCUAAAUGUCUUUCGAGAGACUUGGUUUUUAUUUUCAACAAAUUGGUAAGAUAUGACAUUAGUGUGAACACUGAUUCAGAGUUUUCUACAUUAGAAUCAAGAAAAUGA
Pistacia vera is the source of this 1845-nucleotide messenger RNA. Its product is annotated as disease resistance protein At4g27190-like. The record is from RefSeq and is a predicted model, not a curated record. Lineage: Eukaryota; Viridiplantae; Streptophyta; Magnoliopsida; Sapindales; Anacardiaceae. Gene Ontology annotation, molecular function: ADP binding. The coding region runs from base 1 to 1845 and encodes 614 amino acids. The transcript has a single exon.